This is a messenger RNA of Trichomycterus rosablanca, 1236 nucleotides long. RefSeq names its product P2Y purinoceptor 3. Gene Ontology annotation, cellular component: membrane. Gene Ontology annotation, molecular function: G protein-coupled receptor activity; oxysterol binding. The record is from RefSeq and is a predicted model, not a curated record. NCBI's taxonomy places the organism in Eukaryota, Metazoa, Chordata, Actinopteri, Siluriformes, Trichomycteridae. Gene Ontology annotation, biological process: G protein-coupled receptor signaling pathway. The transcript has a single exon. The coding region runs from base 1 to 1236 and encodes 411 amino acids.
AUGGCAGAUAAACUCAUGAACUCGUCUACCAACCUGACAGUACCGCUCAGCUGCAGCUAUGAUGAAUCGUACAAGUAUGUUAUUUUACCUUUGUGCUACUCUGUCACAUUCUUGCUCAGCAUUGUCCUGAACUCUACUGUUCUUCUGCGUUCAUACCGUGGUGCCCACAGAUGGAAUGCCUCGCUGAUUUACAUGGUCAACCUGGCUUCUACAGACUUGAUGUACAGUCUAUCUUUGCCAUUUCUGGUGGCUAGCUAUGUCAUGCAUGACCAUUGGGUAUUUGGGGACUUCAUGUGCAGACUGGUGCGCUUUCUCUUCUAUUUUAACCUCUACUGCAGCAUCUUAUUCCUUACUUGCAUCUCUGUGCAUCGCUACAUGGGCAUCUGCCACCCUAUCAAGACCAUCACCAUGGAAAGCAAGCGUGCCGUGAAGAGCACAUGUUGCGUAGUAUGGGUCGUGGUGUUUCUGCUCACAUGCCCAAUUUUUCGUUUUGCUCAAACUGGCAACGUUUUUCGAGAAAACACUGCAGGCUCAGAGACGUACACAAACUGUUUUGACGUUGCAACAGAUCAUGAGUUCUCAGAGUACAUCCCAUAUGGAAUCCUUCUUCACAUUAUGGGCUUCUUCGUUCCCUUCAUCGUCAUCGCAUGGUGUUACUCGCAGGUGGUGCGAACCAUUAUUCAGACCCUGCACACCCAGCCAAAUAUGCAGGAGGGUGGCAAUAGUGAAACAGGCACUGCCAAUCACCCAUCGAUAUCCAUCUCUGGCUCGCAGCAUGCUCCAUAUAUCAGCAUGCGCCGCAAGUCUAUCAAAACCAUCAUCACCAUAACCUUCUUGUUUGCGCUUUGCUUCCUGCCAUUCCAUAUCACCCGGACGCUCUACCUCAUAUUUAAACAGAGAAAUGCAGGGUGCCACAUCAUGCAGGCUAUCUCCAUCUGCUACAAAGUGACUCGACCCCUGGCAUCGUUUAAUUCCUGGCUCAACGCUCUACUUUACUACCUAACAGGGGACAACGGGAUAUCUUGCUGUGAAUUUUCAGACAGCAAUCAUUACACACACCAUGUUUGGCCAUCAAGGCCUCUUGGAGGACUGAAAACUAAAGAGGUGGGGGAACAGGGUGAAAAGGAUCCAAACUAUAAUCUGGAGAAUGCCUCCAAACCCAAAGGGAUUACACACAGGACUGUGAAUAUAGCCAAACCUUUUGCAUGGUGGCUUUCAUAUGAACUGUCUGAAUAA